AUGCCGAAGCAAAGGAGGAGGCCAAGUAAGGCUCCUCCGGUUUCUAAGAAAUUUCUCCGUGUUCUCACCAACUCCUCUGCCGAGAGGGAUGACUCCUCUUCUGUUUCCGUUUUCGUCGGAGGCUCCUCCGAUGGUAACUCGACCUCUGCUGGAACCAAUUCCACAACUGUUAGUCUCUCUUCGCUUCCCGGCGUCGCUAGUAAACCAGAUCUGCUGAACUCCUCUACUUCAGGAGUAGGACCGAAGUCAGAUCUACCUUUUUCUCAGGUCGAUCUUCCGCAAGGAAUACUCGCGCCUGUAUUUCCUCUCGUCGCCGCUGAAGAAAUUUCACCUGGCACAAAAUCUCAAUCAGAACAAGUUGCCAUUACGACAACUUCAGACUGUAUUGCUUCUCCUUCAGUGGGUGUAACUCAGCCGGUAAGGAAGUGGUCAAGCUUGGUUCAAGACUCUGCCCAGCUUCAGGAAUUGGGAUCUCCAACUCAACACAUUUCUGGAGCCCCCUUUGUUCUAAUCCCUGAUGAGAACAUAGCGGCAGCUAAGCAAGAGUUUAAAGAUUUCAUUUUUGCUCGCUUUCACGGAGAUUCUCCUGAAAUGGGAAGAAUAAUUGGAGUGAUAAAUGCAAUUUGGACUCGCUCAGGACCUAGAAUCUUCGUUCAUCGUGUUGGCCAGACCUCAUAUCUGCUUCGGGUGACUAACCCGAAAACAAGAGAUAUUCUCCUUAGCCGGCUAGUAUGGAACAUUGCAGGUUUUCCUAUGUUUGUUUCUCAAUGGACACAAGAUCUUGAUCCAGAACAACCACCGAUAACCUCAGCUAUAGUUCCCGUUGAGCUUCGUAAUGUUCCAUACCUCCUUUUCAAUAAAGAAAGUCUCAGCAGGAUUUCUACAGCAGUGGGUAAGCAUGUAUCCCUAGCCCCUGAAACAGAAAGAAAGGAGAACUUUGAAGUGGCAAAAGUUCUCGUUCGAGUAGAUCUCACAAGAAAGCUUCCUUGGACCGUGAUCUCUGGGUUCUCAAGCGGUAAAGAAGUAGAAAUCGCUGUCUCAUAUCCCUGGUUGCCGAUGAAAUGUGAAGCUUGUGGAAAAUUUGGUCAUGAAAAGAUGUCAUGUCGUCCCUUAGCAAGUGGUAGGAAAUUGUUGAAGUCUCCAGGUCCGCCAGAGCGUAUAAGACGGCUCUCAAGGCCAGGGAGAGCUAAGGAGAUGAUACACAAACCACAAUCUCGAGAGGCAACUAAAAACCCCGGUGGUGAGGGGUCUCCCUCUCAGAGCAUUGAUGAGAUUACUCAGGACAAGAGGGAUGUGGCCAGAUCAACGGAGGCUCAAUUCAAUGGACAGGCUCGAGUGGUUCCGAAUGGAGGUACAGAGCCAGAAGGUCGUGUCGCUGGAGCAGUUCCCGUUGGAUGUUUAAAGAAGAAUGCUUUGCUUACUAGUGAGAAAGGAAUUACCUCGUGUGCUGGGUCAAAUGGUGGUGGCACUACGGAAAAUAAAGAUGCAGAGGCAACUACAUCUCUCCUGAAGGAUGGAGAUUGUACCGCUGUAGAGCAAGAACCCCCUUUCUUCUUGGUGCCUCACCGGAAGAGUGGCCUUCAUUCAAAUCCGUGGGCGGUUGUUGGAGACUUCAACCAAAUCUUGCGGGUUGCUCAUCACUCAAAUGACCUAGCUCUGAAUAUUGACGUUUCUGGUAUCAACGAUUUCAGUCUUACUCUUCAAGACGCAGAACUUUUUGAAGCUCAAUCAAAGGGUCUCCCCUUCUCAUGGUGGAACAACCAAGAUGAGAACCCUAUCGCCAAGAAGAUCGACCACGCGCUCAUAAAUCAGGCGUGGUCCUCUUGUUUUCCGGAUGCAUAUGCAGAGUUCUUGGCGCCUCAGCAGUCAGACCAUGCAUCAUGCUUGUUCAGGGUCCCAUCAGCUUAA
Messenger RNA from Thlaspi arvense, 1908 nucleotides. Lineage: Eukaryota; Viridiplantae; Streptophyta; Magnoliopsida; Brassicales; Brassicaceae. The record is from the annotation of a GenBank genome assembly.